Hydra vulgaris (swiftwater hydra) is the source of this 6613-nucleotide messenger RNA. RefSeq names its product myoferlin. Lineage: Eukaryota; Metazoa; Cnidaria; Hydrozoa; Anthoathecata; Hydridae. The record is from RefSeq and is a predicted model, not a curated record. Gene Ontology annotation, cellular component: membrane. Gene Ontology annotation, biological process: plasma membrane organization.
UGGAAUACACAAAAUAAAUCCAUUUAAUUGCUAUUUUAUUAUUGGAGUCAAAACUUGAUGAUUCUGUUGUCUGUUUAAUAAAUGGUGAAGAUUCUUAAACAGACAAAAUGACCUCCAGUUUUAAAAUCGCUGAUAUAAAAUGUACAAAUCUACUUAAUUUAGAAAAAAAGGGAUCAAUAGAUCCCUAUGUUUCGUUCGAAUAUCUUGGAAUAUCAAAAAAAACAGAGAAAAAAGAUCAAGAACUUAAUCCAACAUAUGGAGAGGUCUUUGAGUUUAAUUUAUCUGGUAAAGCAAUUGGUCCAGGUGAUAGCAUAGAUGUCGUAGUUAAAGAUUAUGAAAAAAUUGGGCGUAAUCGUUUAGUUGGUCAAGCAACAAUAUCUUUACAACAACUUUGUAAACCAGGAGUAACAAGCAUAACUUUAACUGGAACUUUGAAUGAUGCAAAUGGCAGACCAACCACAGGUUCUGUCUCAUUUCGUGUUGAUUACACCCCACCAGCUGGUGGAGCUGCAGGUGGGUCUGCUGAUGGUAAAGGAGUUGGUGGAGAUGACCGACAAGUUGCAGAAGGAGAACAAGAUGGAGCAGAUGAUGAGCCUGAUCCAGUGCAAACUGAAGAUGGAACACCAAUCCCUCCUGGACCAGAAGGUGAUGCUAUUAGAGCUGCAGUCAAGUCAAGAAGAAAGAAAGCUACUCGUCGCAAACCUCACAAUCUUCCAGAUAAGCCAACUGAUUUUCAGGUUAGAAUUAAAAUCAUAGAAGCUCGUCAAUUACCUGGAGGGAACAUUAAUCCCACUGUUCGGAUAACUCUUGGUGAUGAAACAAAACAAACCAGAGUCAAACAUUCUACUAACAAGCCAUAUUUUGAUGAAACAUUUUUCUUUAAUUUUAAUGAGCGACCAAAUGAUAUGUUUGACAAAAUAGUGUCAUUUGAAGUUUAUAAUUCAAAAUCUUUGAUGUCUGAUGCACUUUUAGGAUCAUUUGGUUGUGAUGUUGGGCUAAUUUAUGACGGAGAUGAUCAUGCCAUAGUUAGAAAAUGGUUAUUAAUGACAGCACCUGAAGAUUCAGAUGUUAAAGAUAAUGCAGAAGAAACAAAAGGAGUAGGUCCAAAGCCAGGUGGACCACCUGCAGGUUAUGUUAAAAUAACUGCUAUAGUAUUAGGACCUGGUGAUGAAAUUCCAACUAGCGCUCGAGGUGGUAAUGAAGGAAGUGCAGAUGAUGAGGAUAUUGAGUCUAAUUUGCUAAGACCAGCUGGUGUUACACUUCGACCAGCAACCUUUCUUGUCAAGGUAUACCGUGCAGAAGAUAUACCUCAGAUGGACUCUGCUGCAAUGGAGAAUAUAAAGAAAAUUUUUUCAUCUGGUCCUCCCAAAGAGUUGGUUGACCCUUAUGUUGUGUUUUCAUUUGCAGGAAAAACAGUAAAGACUGAUAUUAAAUGUAACAAUGAUCACCCAGAAUAUAACCAAGAAUUACGUGUUUCUUUUAAGUUUCCAUCAAUGUGUGAGCGUCUUAAAUUACAAAUGUUUGAUUGGGAUCGUGUUGGCAAUGAUGAUUGCAUUGGUACAAGUUUUAUAUCUUUAACAUCAAUAUCAGGAUCAGGAGAUGAUGGUUUUUUACCUGCAUUUGGUCCAACUUUUGUCAACUUUUAUGGCUCUUUACGAGAGUUUUCAACUAUUCCAGAUGAGUAUGAUGAUUUAAAUAAAGGUCGUGGAGAAGGUGUUGCUUAUCGUGGCAGAGUCUUAGUUGAGAUAGAUACUCGCUUUGGUGAACAUGCUGAUAAACCAGUUCAGGAUAUUAUGGCUCAAGAACUUAUACGUGUCAUGCCAUAUUUAAGGCGCAGAAAAUAUAAACUUUUUGCAAGUUUUAUGAGUGCUAAUAUGAUCUCAGAGUCUGAUGGUCCAAUUGAAUUUGAAGUCAGUAUUGGUAAUUAUGGAAACAAACUAGAUAGCUCAGUAGCCCCACAAUCAUCAAGUACACCUCCAGUAAAUCCUGUCUUUGAUGGUGCGGCAUACUACUAUCUUCCAUGGAAUGAAACAAAACCAUGUUGCGUUGUUGAAAGUCAUUGGGAAGAUAUUGCUUUCCGUUUAGAGCCUAUUAAUAUUCUUAAGAAAAUUAUUAGUAAACUGGAAAAAAACAUUAAAGCAGUAGACAUUAGCAUCAAAGCAAAAGCGCAACCGGCUGAAACAGCUGCUUUGCUUAUUGCUCUGUUAGAUCAAUUGAUUUCUGAUUGCAAAACUCCUUUACCAGUUUUUGAUUCUACAUUAAAUGGUGUCAAUGAAUUAGACUUAAAAAUUCUGGAAAUACGUCAGGAGGAACUUAAAGGACUUGCUAAUGAAGCAAUUACUUUGCGUGAGCAGGCAACUGAUAUAAAUGAAGCAAUGGAUACUAUUGAUGGAUACCAUCGCAAAUUGCGGGACUUAUGUGAAGAACCACAAAAUUCUAUGCCAGAUGUUAUUAUUUGGAUGUUAUCAGGAACAAAGCGUAUAGCUUAUCAUAGGAUACCUGCAUAUGAAAUCUUGUAUUCUAAAAAUCCUUUAGCAAAAGGUUCUAAAUGUGCUUCAUUGCAAAACAUUGUUUUAAAAUACCCUGGUAAAAAGCAGUUUGACCUAGAUAAUCAUCAUGAAGUACCUGGUUGUUUGAGUAUGAUUUUAUGGCUUGGUUUAGAAACUGAUCAAGCAGCCUGGACAGAUACUGAGCAAUCAGAAGGGGAGUAUUCUGUUUAUGCAGAGACAUAUGAAAAUCAGAUGAAUUUACCAGUGGUAAAAUGGACAGCCAAAGGUUGUACACGACCUGCGUUCUCUGACUCACAGGGUGAUGUGAGAUUAAAUAAAGAAUUUUUCUCACCCCCACCUGGUUGGAAAUGGGAUAACCCACCAGAUGGUGAUUGGUUUGUUGAUCCAGAACUAAGUGCAUCAAAUGAUUCAGAUGCAGGUCAUAAAACGUUUUUGCAAGAUGCAUAUGAAAAUGAAAGUCGUAUACCUAGUGGAAAUUGGGGUACUUCUACUAUUCCAUACACAAAUGUUCAAGGUGAUGAAAUUGAACAUCGUGAUAAAACAGUUUUACCUGAAGGAUGGAAGUGGGUUGAUGAUUGGCAAAUAGAUGUUAAUAGAGCUUGUGAUGAGGAAGGUUGGGAAUACUGUAUUGAAGCUACAACUGGUGGUUGGGGUGCGGUUGAAAAAAUGUAUCAUUUAUGCCGUAGGCGUAGAUUUGUUAGAAAUAGAGUUUUAGAAAUAAAUCAAGAAAAACUGCGAAAGAAAUUAGAAAAACAAACCAAAACUGGUGAAGGCUGGGAGUAUGCACCUACGUUUACUAUGAAAUUCCAUACAAAAGAACGCAAGUUUGAUAUGGUUCGAAGAAGAAGGUGGCACAGAAAAAUGGUUAAUAUUACACCUGGUGCUCCUCCUGUAUUUUUGAUUCCUAAUGAUGAUAAAAACAAACCCCCUAUUCAGUUUAUGCCACGUAUAUUUUUAGCUUUUGAUAAACCACAUAAAUGGCAAUUCAGAGCUUACAUAUACCAAGCAAGAGAUAUACUUGGUCUUGAUUCUGAAGGUGUUUCUGAUCCUUAUGCUAAAGUUUGCUUGCUAGACCAGAGUAAGGUGACUAGAGUUAUUAAAGAAACUCUUUGUCCUGAUUUUGACCAGACAUUAAUUUUUGAAGAUUUGUUUGUGUUUGGUUCCCCAAAACUAUUUGCAGAUAAUCCUCCUCAAGUUAGCGUGGAGCUUUACGAUGAAGACAGAGUGGGCAAAGAUGAAUACUUAGGUAGAGUAUUUGCUCAUCCAUUAGUGCGUUUAAAUGGUUCAAAACCACCAGCACCACGUUUAAUGUGGUACCCUAUUAUUAGGGGAGAAAAGACAUGUGGAGAGCUUUUAGCAGCUUUUGAGAUAUUUUUGGAUGAGGGAGCUGAUCUUCCUUUCCCCCCACCAAUGAAGGAUAAUCGUUAUAUUGUACCUAGUGGAAUUCGCCCUGUCAUGGUUCGCACUGGCAUUGAGAUUUUAUGUUGGGGUGUGCGGAACAUGAAAAAAUAUCAAUUAGCUGGUGUAACAUCUCCUUCUGUAACAUUUGAAAUUGGUGGCCAGAUAAUUGAAUCUGAUGUUAUUAAAAAUACAAGAAAGAAUCCCAAUUUCAAAAAAAACACCUAUUUCAUAGAUUGUUUUAUGCCAAAAGAUCCUUUAUAUGUGCCUCCACUAAACAUUAAAGUUCGAGAUCAUCGUACAUUUGGACGGAAACCAGUAGUUGGUCGCCAUGUAAUCAAAUCACUUGAUAUUGAUCAACCACCUAAAGCAGAUGUUCCAGCUGAUUUACCAGUUGAUAAAAUUGAACAAGAAGAAAAAAAAGUGGACAUUUCAAUAGAUAUAGAAGAAAAAAAUAAGAAAAAGGAUAUUGAAGAGGAAGAAAACUUGGAUUGGUGGUCCAAAUAUUUUGCUUCUAUUGGCGAAUUGCAUAAGUGUGGAAAAUUCCUUGAGAAAGGCCAUAAGACCAUUCAGAUUUAUAGAAAAGAGCUUGAAGAAGUAAAAGAGUUUGGAGGUUUUAAUGAUUUUGUUAAAACAUUUCCAUUAGAACGCGGAAAAGAAGAUGAUGAUGAGGAUGAUAACUUUGUUGGUGAAUUUAAGGGAUUAUUCAAAAUGUAUCCUUUGCCUCCAGAUGUCAAAGAGGUUAAAAAUAGAUAUUUUUCGAAAAUAAAAGAUAGUGUUCCAACAGAUUGCAUUGUUCGUGUUUACAUUAUUCGAGGUAUUGAACUUCAGCCUAAAGAUCCUAAUGGCAAAUCUGACCCUUAUAUUGUAAUUGAACUUGGUUCAAAGAAAAUUAAUGACAAAGACAAUUAUAUUCCUAAUGACAUCAAUCCAUACUUUGGUGCAAUGUUUGAGUUGAAAGCUAACAUUCCAUUAUGCAAAGAUCUGAAGAUUCGCAUUAUGGAUUAUGAUUUUGUGGGUAGAGAUGAUUUAAUUGGUGAAACUUGUGUUGAUUUAGAGAAUCGUUAUUUAUCAAAAGCACGUGCAACAUGUGGUCUUCCACCAACUUAUUAUACUUCUGGUCCAUAUCAAUGGCGUGACUCUUUAAGCCCUCUUGAAAUACUUGAUAAAUGCUGCCGAUCAAAACCACAGUGGUUGAGUGUAACUCAGGUUGUGGUGCAUGGCGAAUUGAUUAAACUUGAAGAUUUUGAAAGUUCACCAGUUACUGAUCCACAUGUUGGACCUCCAAAUCAACGCCUUGCUCUUUAUAUUUUAAAUAACAAAGAUCUAAAUGGUUUUAAGUUUGUACCAGAGCAUAUUGAAACACGCUCUCUUAAAAAUCCACUCCAACCAUCUAUGGAUCAGGGCCAACUAGAGUUGUUUGUUGAUAUCUUUCCAAUGAAUGAUGGACCUCCUGGACCACCAAUCAAUAUUGCCACAAGAAAGCCUAAAGGGUUUGAAUUACGUGUCAUUAUUUGGAACACUGCUGAUGUGCCUCCUAAUGAAACAUCAAUUACUGGAGAAGAAAUGAGUGAUCUUUAUGUUAAAGGAUGGAUGGAAGGCUAUGAUAAUCAUAAACAUAAAACAGAUGUGCAUCAUCGGUCUUUGAAUGGAGAAGGAAUGUUUAAUUGGAGAAUGUGUUUUCCUUUUAAAUAUAUGAUUGAAGAGAAAGUAAUGGUUGUGGAAAAAAAGGAGCACUUUUGGAGCUUAGAUGUCACUAAACAGUUUUUACCCCCCACUCUUAAUCUUCAAGUUUGGGAUAGUGACAUGUUUUCACCAAAUGAUUUUAUUGGGAAUCUUGAGCUUGAGCUCAGCAAACUUCCUAGACCAAUGAAAAAAGCAAAGGAUUGCAAAAUUGAACAACUUAAUGGAGAUUUCAUUGAUUUGUUUGAGGCUAAGCAGCAAAAAGGAUGGUGGAUCAUGAUAGAAAAUCAAGAUGAUGGUACAAUUGUUGAAAAGGGUAAAAUUGAAAUGACUUUAGAAAUAAUAACAGAGGAAGAGGUUGAAUUAAAACCAGCUGGUCAAGGUAGAAACGAACCCAAUCUUAAUCCAAAACUUGAUCCACCAAAUCGCCCUGAAACAUCUUUUCUGUGGAUUACAUCUCCGUGGAAAACGCUGAAGUUUAUACUUUGGAAAAGGUACAAAUGGCUUAUGAUUGGUAUCCUUGUAUUCCUCAUUCUUGCAUUAUUCAUUGGAAUAUUCCUAUAUAGCAUGCCCGGUUAUACAGUUAAGAAGAUGUUUGGUGUUUAACGCUUCUACUUUUUGUGAGAGUUUUCUAGUGAUUAUUUUUUAAUGGAAUUUGCGUAUUUGUUUUUAGAAAUCAUUUUAGAUUAGGUUUUUUCGUGGGUUGUAGAGUUUUUUAUAACAUUUUUGAAUCUAUUUUUGAUAAAUUUUUUUAUUUUUUGCUCGUGUUUUUGAUUUUUAACUUAUUUAGCUAGUAUUAACAAUUUGAAAAUAAAUAUAUUUCGUAAAAAUUUUUUAAUUUUUUUUUUUUUUUGGGUUUUGAUAAAAAACUUUAUACGAUAGAAAUAAUAUUUUUUUUAUAUAUAUAAAAAUGACGUGACGUAAAAGGGAGCUAAUUUUGAGUUAAUGUUAUGUUGUAUUAGUUAUAACUAAUUUUGAAAAUGCAAGUCAUAUACACAAAAAAACUUGCGGUUUUGUUUUUA